Molecule: messenger RNA, 2311 nt
Organism: Drosophila busckii
Lineage: Eukaryota; Metazoa; Arthropoda; Insecta; Diptera; Drosophilidae
Gene: noc
Product: zinc finger protein Noc
Exons: 2
Coding region: 424-1965 (513 amino acids)
Biological process (GO): negative regulation of DNA-templated transcription
Cellular component (GO): nucleus
Source: RefSeq, a predicted model, not a curated record
GUUGAGUUCAGACGUGUGCGGACAAAACCAAAAGUCUAACUAAAAGAAUAAAAAUUCAACAGCAAUACACACACACACAUACUCAUACACACUCAAGCGUAUAAGCUGUCAAUACGGUCGUUAGCGUCUUGUGUAAAGUGCUACAGUGUUAAAUACAACAACAAGAACAAGUCGGCAACUUGGCCACUUGUCAAAUCAGUGAUUGCCACUAAACAAAAGUUUUUGUUGGCUAAAACUACAGUGUGACAAAAGCAAGAGAAUAAAAAAUAUUUGCCGUCGGCAUUCUUUGGAUUACUUCAAAUCAACAAACAGCAGCUGCAUAUAAAUUAAUUUUAUUGCGCUCUGUCCUUUGGGAUUAACAAAAACAAUAAAAACAUCGCUAAUUUUGUGGAUUACCUUAGAGCAAGCGAUAGUAACUGCAACAUGGUUGUCUUGGAAGGUGGCGGUGGUGUCGUUACCAUCGGCAAUAACCAAUACUUGCAACCGGAUUAUCUAGCGCCAUUGCCAACAACGAUGGACGCCAAGAAGAGUCCGCUGGCUUUGCUGGCCCAGACUUGCUCACAGAUUGGCGCUGAUUCGUCUGCGGUGAAGCCGCUGCUGGCAAUGGAUAAGAACAAAAAGUCAGGCACCAGCUCCAGCUCAAGCUCCAGCUCGAGCAGCUCCAGCAGCGCGGAUAUGACAGCAGCCAAAUCACCCAGCCAAGCCAAAUCGCCCAAGUCAACGACGCCAAUUAGCAGCAGCAACAUCAGCAGCGGCGGCAGCGAGAUCAAGUUGGCCUUUAAGCCCUACGAGACGAACGUGUUGAGUCAGCAGAACCAGAACAGCUUCAAGAGCAGCAGCUCCUCGGAUGAGCCUACGCGUCCCAGCUCCAAGAGCUCCAGCUCACAGCAGGAGCGCGUGCCCAGCCGCAGCAAGAGCAAUGCCACGCCCACAGAUGCGCACGCCGCCGCCCAAUCAAAGUCAGAUGAACGCAAGACAGUCUCACCCGCCGGCUCCAGUCAGCGCGGCGCCAGUCCCAUUGUGCGCUCCGGCAUGGAGGUGCUGAACAAUGCCAAUGGCACUGCUCAGCAUCCCAAGGAGAUGAGCAGCAUGGCCGCCGCCGCAGCUGCAGCCGCUGCCGCCUACAAAGUCGCCGCUCCCUAUGGUCUCAAUCCGCUGUCGGCGCUCUGCUGUCCGCCCGGCAUGGAGCAGCAUGCCAAUCCCGCAUUCCGUCCGCCCUUUGCCGGCGGCUUCUCGCAUCAUCAUGCCGCCAUGCUGGCCGCUGCUGCCCAAGGCGGUUAUCCUGGCAACGCCUCUCAGCCUAAUCCCUAUAUAAGCUAUCAGCGCAUCAAGACCCCUGCGGGCGGUGAAGCUAUCGUGCCUGUCUGCAAGGAUCCCUACUGUCCCGGCUGUCCCUACUCCGCGCAUACGCAGCAAAUGUUGAUGGGCGCUCCCUGCCCCGCCGGCUGCACCCAGUGCGAGCAUCAGAAGUACGGCAUGGCCAUGGCCAAUGCUCAUCCAUACUCCCAAGCUGCUGCCGCUGCCGCUGCCAACGCCGCCGCCGCUCGCAGCGCGCCCUACGUCUGCAGCUGGGUCGUGGGAGAUGCCUACUGCGGCAAGCGCUUCCAAACCUCGGACGAGCUCUUCACGCAUCUGCGCACGCACACGGGCAAUCUCUCGGAUCCGGCAGCAGCCGCCGCCGCUUUGGCGCAAUCCCAGGCGCAGUCGCUGCUCGGCACGCUCUUCCCGCCGGGUGCACUGCGCGCGGGUUACCCCACGCCCCCACUCAGUCCCAUGUCCGCCGCCGCUGCCGCCGCUCGUUAUCAUCCCUAUGGCAAACCGCCGGGCGCCAUGACCGCCGGCCCCUCGCCCUUUGGCAGCGCCGGCGCCUUCAAUCCCGCAGCAGCCGCCGCCGCCGCAGCGCUCGGUCCCUACUACUCGCCCUAUGCCAUGUACGGCCAACGCAUGGGCGCCGCACAUCAGUAGAGAGAGAAAUAAAGGGGGUUCGAUUGCUCUUCUGUGAUACUAAAUUGUAGUUUUUGUCGAGCGCUAAUUCUAUUGCUAAGUUAAUUAACAACAAAUAGAACAGAAAUAAUUGCAGCUUAUUCAAAAAAUAUUUCAACAUACUCAAGCAAAUUACACUUAACGAAAAAGUUUAGCUCAGUUUGUUUUUUGUUUUUUCGUACCAAAGUUAAUUUCAAGAAUUAUAUGUUAAUUUUUAUAUUCAACUUCCAAGCUCCAAGUUCUAUUGUAAACAAUAUGAGCCAAGCAUUGUUUUAUUUAAGUUUAAGUCGCUUCAUACAUUUUUAUAUAUAAAUAAACCACUUAAACU